Molecule: messenger RNA, 2647 nt
Organism: Bacillus rossius redtenbacheri
Lineage: Eukaryota; Metazoa; Arthropoda; Insecta; Phasmatodea; Bacillidae
Exons: 2
Coding region: 113-493 (126 amino acids)
Source: RefSeq, a predicted model, not a curated record
UCUGCAAACAAGGACCUCUCGUCGGCGACCUCUAGUCCUGAGUGGACUGGCCCCACCUCCAGCCGGCCCCCGGGUAUAUAGCCUCGCGCCCUCGCCGCGAGGCGCACUCGCCAUGCUGCGCUGCGUACUGCUGGUAGCGGCGGCGGCGCUGUGCGGCCUGGUGGUGGCCGGGGGCGGCGCGGGGGCGGCAGGGGGCGGCCCGGAGAGCUUGUCGGGGGAGGGCUCGCCCCAGCAGAGCUACGACACCCGCCAGCUGUGGCACCAGGUGCUGCCUCGCGCGGCGCCCAGGGACCUGGACACCGCUGAGUCCUUCUACCACCACCAUCACCGCGGCUGGGGCGGAGGCGGCUGGGGCGGCGGCGGCUGGGGCGGGCCCGGAGGCGGCUGGGGCGGACCCGGGGGUGGCUGGGGCGGCGGCGGCUGGGGCGGAGGAGGCGGCUUCGGGUUCGGCGGCUGGAAAGGCAUCGGCUGGAGCGGCGGCUGGGGUCGCUGACCACGACCUUGCGAGUGAACAUGGUACCAACCUGGGAAAACCGAUCAACACGAACUUUUUUUAACUAAUAAACUAUUUUUUUUUUAAAAAGUGUUAAUUAAAUUUUACGAAAUCAAAAACGCUUGUUUAAAAAAUACAUAUACCCUAAUGAAAUGAACAUCGUGAUGUCUUUUUUUUUAAAUUCCUCUGGUGUAUUUGAUGUUUCAAAGCUUUCACUUGGACAGAACCGAUCCCAGCUCUUCCUGGUGGUGCAGACACGCUCUCUCUCUCUCUCUCUCUCUCUCUCUCCUGGGUGGACGAUGCUGCCACCUCGUGUCGACGGUAGCUGUCCGAAGUACAGUAAAAACCUCGUCCAUCCGGCCCUCGUUCAACCGGAUCUGCGGAUGAUCCGGAUCAGAUCUGAAAAACAUUUUAUUUAAGAUUCACAUGAAUAUAAUAUAUUAUAUAUUUUUUUAACUAAUUUAGCAACUUUGAGUACGCCAAAUAUUGACUUCGUGGUUUGAUUCUAAGUACAGCUCCUGCGUGGAUGGUAGAAGUUUGGUGAUAAAAAUAAAUUUUGUUGACUUUUAAACAGCUGACAAAAAUCUUUGGGGUACUUGGGAGCGUCAGCCCAGAUGAAAUACUAAUGAAAAAAACGUUUGCAUCUCCGUGCUUCAUUCAAACACCAUACAUUAAAAAAAAAAAAAAACAUAAAAUCGUGGGUGAAUUCUUUGUUAAGAAGUUAUGUGAAAAGUUAUGUUUAUAUUUUUAAUAUCUUUUUUUAUCAAUAUAGGGCAUGUAUAAUAUCCAUUUUUGUUACAAAACUUAGUGUUUUAUUGUAAUAAAAGGUAAGUCUGCUAAUUUAAGGAUUUUGUUUUUUGUAUUACCCAUAUCAUCCGGAUUAUCCGGUUUUUCGGUUGUCCGGAUUGCAUUUCGCCCCAGUUAGCCCGGAUGGACGAGGUUGAACUUUAAAGGGAUAUAAAAGAAUAUAGGCCAGUUUAGAGGUUUUCAGAUUUUUUUUCUCAAAAAAAAUAAUACCUAAACAUUUUGUUAAGUAAUUUACGUAAGCAUGCUACAUGGCAACCGAAAUUUUAGAAUACGCAUGUAUCCCUUUGGGACCAGACAGUUUCACGUCAACGUUCAACUAAACAUAAAUACUUAUAUAUAUUGUGUCACUUUCACCCUUCUGAUUCUAACUGUCUCAACUAUUGUAAUUAAUUGAUUGCCGAACAAAGGUGUUGGCUUCUAGCCGUCUCUCGUCUACAGGCGAGCGAGCGACGCAGCGCAAACGAACGGGCAUGGAAUGUUUAUUCUAAGUUAUUAAUUUCAAUUAUUUAUUAAAUAACAAUGUAACCAUUUAUCAUUUAUAACGCAAAUAAAUUAUACAUACGGGCACAUAACCUCACACAACUCUCCUGUGAAAACAGACAGGGCACUACUAAAGCUUUGACUACCAAACCAGAUGCACAACGAACACAGUAGGAUUACAUGAGUUGUGUUUGUUCACAGUAUCUGUUUAGUUUCAUCGCAGAGUUCACCUGUUGCGUCGGUGUGUUUUUCCAAGGUUUUUGUUCGACUGUGUUUUCUGUCCUUGUCACAACUUUCUCGUCGUUUACAGACCACUGCUCGUCUGUGACGCCAUAUUUUUUUCCCCCGACUAAUUUCUUCCGCGGAACUAUCUGUGCUGUCGAUGUGUUUAACUUUUGAACUUCAGCUGAGUUUGGCUUGAUCCCUGUGUUUGUUUUUGUACUUGUAUCUUUUGGUCCAUUCCCGUAGUUUCUGUGCGACAUAUAUACAGUGAGAACAUGGCAUUUUUGAGUAUGUUCGUUAAAAAUUUUUUAAUGAAGAAUUUUCGCAGCUUGUUAUGGUAGGUUACUCCUACCUAACGAUUUUGCCCCUAAACGGCAGGACAUCUGCGAAACGGUCAAGUCAAGAGGGUUGCAUAACACUCAGGUAUUGACGACUCGUAUAGCUACAAGAGAAUCACUAGCGGCCACGUGCUUAGUAACAGCUAAGCGAACAGCUAUUGGGCGCUGAUGCGGUCAUCCGCGAAUUAUGUCAUUUUCAUUUCCCCGAGAAUAAGUAGGGGUCUCCUGAUAUGAUUCAAGCAGAGUGGCGCAUUUUAUGUCAUCUGUAAAUCUUGUUCUAAUAAAAAUAAAAGUGUAUUACACCAAA